Messenger RNA from Schistosoma turkestanicum, 536 nucleotides. Lineage: Eukaryota; Metazoa; Platyhelminthes; Trematoda; Strigeidida; Schistosomatidae. The record is from the annotation of a GenBank genome assembly.
GUUGAUCGUUUGGAUAAUCUCCAUUGGACUACUGAGCCCCCAUGUUUAUUGGAGUGAUUUCAUUGUUGCAGCUGAUUUGACGUGCGUAUUGAUGAUUCUCGCUGUUCUAAUGGUUGGUAAAUUGACAGAUGCCGACCGAAAAUGGAGGAUAAUAUUAUUUUCUUUUUGUUGUUUAUUUAUAGCAGCUGGAAUCACUUUCUCUGUUCUAACCACAGUUUGCGAAAUUCCAAAAUACGGAAAAUUUGCAGUUCCGUCGUCAAAAUCUUGGUGUAGUAUAAUGUUUUUUAAUAUAGCAUUUCUCGUUCUGUCGAUAAUUUUGUGGUGUAGCGCAAUGUUCGUUUGCAUUUUCACAUAUCGUACAUAAAUCAAAAACUACAACUUUGAAGCUUUUGAAAAAGUUAUGCAAUGGAUACUCCAGAAGUUUUAUCGACAGAUUGAUAGUUGAAGCGUCCUUAGUUACAAUAUUAUCAUAUCAAGGCUUGAAUGUUAGGUAGUGCAUAGUGAAGAUUCCAGAUUUCUAUGUUUUUUUCGUCAAC